ACCAUCUUUAAAAUGAAGAUAAUAAUUCCUGUUUUGCCCAUCUCACAAAAUGGGGUGGUUUUUUUUUUUUUUUUUGAGAAUCCAGUGAUGUAAUACAUCGAAAAUUCCUUGAGAACCUUUCAUAUUACAUGCCAUACAAAUGUAAGGGAUUAUUAUUAAUAUUAUUAAUGGAUCACAGAGAUUCCAUAGCACUGAGAAAACAAAGGAAUUAAAAGAAUGCAACACUCUGGAAGUUUGCUGGGGCAGCCUUCACUCUGAAUUACACUGACUUUUCCUCAGUCAUUUUCUGGAAUCAAAAAUGGGGAAAAUAAUAUUUAUUCCACAGGGCUUGAGGAGGAAUGAAAUGAAAUGUGUGUGAAUGCUCUAGAGUAGUACUGGGGAUAUGUCUGGCCUCUUUUCCAAAACUUCCAGUGAUGAAACCUACCUCAUCAGAUAUCCUGUCAGAUGAUCCAGAUAGGAUAGUAAAUGUUCUGAUUUGUUACUAUUUCUGUCAUUCUCUAUUUACUCCACUUCCUAUAAUUCCAAAACAAAAAUAGACAGAGUUUUCGGAUAGCAAGCCCUGUGCUCCCUCUCUUACAAGGUCAGUUGCAUGGGAGUUGCAGCACAAAUAUUUGGGGAAUUAUUUAGUGAUUUUAGGGCCCUAAUUCUGUGGAACUGAGCUGAUUCAUUCCUCCACAUAUUGUUGAACAGAACCCACUGCCGCCACUUACUUUACUGGUCCCAGCCUACCUUCCCCACCUCUCUCCUCACGUAUCCCUCAUUCUGGGCUUCCUAGAAGACUUGCCCAUGACUAAGCGUGCCAGCCAGCACUGCAAUAUAGACACUGAUUCUCUUUUUUCUCUUGACCAUAUUAUGAGAAUUCUUCUCUAGAGGUACAUCUCUGUUUUAAAUCCAUCGAGACCCUAAUUAAUCUUACUCAGCAUCCACCUAGCGAUGUGCUUUCAGUUGCUAACUGCUUUACCUGGUGAGUAAAAGGCUUUAUCAGUUAGGCAGCAGAAUUGAGAAUGGAUGGAAAGCCCACUGCUCAUUUCCUUACAUCAUACUUCCUGCCGUGAAAUUCUUAGACCCUCAUAAGCCCAUCAUUUCUAUGGCUGUCUUGUUCCUUCAUUCUCUCCCAGCAAGAACUCUAGGAUGAUAUUUGGUAUAAUUGUGCUAACAUCUUCAAACACUGCAGUUAGGUGUUUGAAAUAAAAUGUGUAAUUAUGGUAGUGGAAAGCUACAUCUGAUUCCAAACAAACCUCAUGUUCCCCUGGCUAUAAUUAGAGAGCAAGGUUUGCAGCACAGAUUUUCCCAUGAAAGCCAGUUCAAGUGAGGUUUCUGUCCUUUCAGAGGGGCUCCUGGAGGUGGAGAUUGUGAUGAAAUGGUUUGACGUUAGUCCCCCUUCCCAAUUCUAAAGUGAUUGUCCAUUAUCAUUCACAGAGUCUAAAAGCACAAAAUAGAUGCAAGGAAUUAAUGUUUGGAGUUUUGGAUAAUAGUCUUCCAGUUUAUUUGUCUCUGAACAGGGACUCAUUAGAACAAGGAAGGAAAGUUACAGACACCCACAGAAACCCACGGACCAAAGUGUGCAGAAGUAAAAACUGUCUCUUAAAUGCCUCCAGAGCCUAAAUGGGAAACCCUUCAGCUUUGGAUAAAAUUAAACAUUGUUUUGAAUAAUCUCAUAGGUCUCUGCAACUUAGCAUCCAUCAGAAUAGGAGUAGCAGCGAGAUGACCAAGGGCUCAGAGGUUUUCCUCCUCCUCUUCGAGGACUGUCCAUGUGAAUCUCCUCGAAACUGUGGACUUCCCCACUGCCCUUGGAGGGGUUUUGUAAUUAGGCAUAUUUAGCUGUCCCAUGUUAUACAGCUACAGGAGGAAUCCCAUUUGUCAGCAGUUUUAAACUUUGCCAAAUAAAGGCUUAUUGGCAAACGGCAGUGAACACUCUGAUAAUGACCCAACUUUAGAAAACACACACCCUGCUGUGUUGUAUUCAAGCCACAGUUCUAUUGAAAUAAAAAAGAGAGACAAUGCCUGCUUUCAGACACUAGAGAUCCUUUGUAUUCCAAUAAAAGUCUAAAUUAAUGUUUUAAAAGGUUAUUGCUAUUUUUUCCCAUUUAGCUGGCAUCAUUUACAAGUCUUAUUUAGACAAGGUCCUGCGUUAUUUUACUAUUUCUUUUUGCACAAAAGCUAGUAUUUGAUUGCGUUAGAUCAUCAGCUUCUGGUUUUCAUUAGACAAACCUGAAAUACCCUAUUAUUAAGAUUAAACAAAAAAACAGUUGUUUUCUUAUUCUGAAACCUAUUAUUUUGAGGCUACUCUGACCAAAGGAAAAGACAUCAGCUUUGCACAACCUGACAGAGAGAUACUUCAAGAGGAGCGCCAUAACCUCAUCAAUGCUACAUUUAGGUUGUUUUUGUAUAUGCAGUCCCUUCCUAGAACUGACAAUGGGAAAGAGGGAUAAGUUAAUUCUUUGACAUUUGCAAUACUUUAUUUAUUAUGAAAGGACUUUCAAAGUGCAAACCAUAUGGCAAAAUAUACUGUUUGCCUAUGUAAUGUCAGCAUCCUGGUGAGGUGCUCCUGAGAACCUGCAAUAAAAUGGCACUCAGACUAAGGGUUAUAGGGUCUUGCAUCUCCAUGUCAUUUACACUUAGCCGGGUGUUUACUCAACCUAAGUCUCAGACUGCGCCGUUAGCAAGUAAGGGGUCACCACAGCAGUCGAACAGGAAAAAAAGGUCAAGAUAGCACUCACAAAUCAGGACUAACCUAACUCUCCCAGCCAUUCAGAUGGGAACUCUAGCCCCCUCUGAUUUCUCCCUAGCAGAUGAGAUAUUCUCUAGGGACAUCUCAUAUGGACUCCUCCUCCUGGCUUAUUCUUACUGGUCCGUUGGAUCUCAAUUUACAAGUCAUGUCUCCAGGGCACCUACACCCGGCAUACCGGAGAGGAGUUAAGGGCCCCUCCCACAUGCUAGCAAACUAUUUUAGCUCUAAUCACACCAUCUGUGAUGAUCUCUGGACUUUUGGUUUCGCACACUAGGCUGUGAGCAACAUAUGUUAGGGACUGUAUCUUUUCAUUGUUGUAUUUGCUGCAGCUAGCCCACUGCAUGCCACAUACUAGGUGUUUAAUAAAUGUUGAUUUUAUUAAUAUCCCCUCAGACCAGCUUUCCUCAUUGUCCCAUCACCUUUGCCAGUUUCCUUCUGUUCUGCCGCAGAUUCCUGUGAUGAUGGCUGGCUCCUGCCAGUGCCCAAAAGAGGCAGCGCCACUAGUGAUGUUGGCCAUUAUGCCAGCACCAGUGAGGAGCCUCCAGAAAUCAGCAUCAAGGCUGCUCACGCUUCAUGUGGAUGGUGCUACCCGUGCUGAUGCACAAGCCCCUGAUUUCAAUGCUGCAUCAUUUUGUUUGCUUAUUUUAUUCCCUGUGUCUUUGCACCACCACCCUCAUUUCUACGACAUUCUAGGCGUGGCCCUUAGGAGGUAGAAAGGAAGGCAAUCUGAAGGCAAGAGGUCUGUUGUGCUCUGAAUCACCCUUCUCUAUUUAGAGUGGCUCAAACUCAUGUACCUUGGUUCUCAUCCCUGAGAAUGAGUUUUUUCUCGGGAUACUCUUUGGCUCCUCAUUUAAAUGGGCCUUAGUGGGAUUUCUCUUCUCUAUGUCCAUUCGAUAUGUCCCAAAAUGCCCAGUUGUGAGGUUUGAAGGCUCCAGCUGGAGGCUCUCUUACUCUGAAAAACUGCCUGUCCAGAGGCAAACUUUUGCUCCCUUGCAUUUCAGAAGAGAUGUCAAGGGUCCCAGUAGGGUUGUCAGAUAAAAUACAAGGCACUCAGUUAAAUCUGAAUAUCUGCUGAACAACAAAUACGUUUUUUUAGUAUAAGUAUGUCCCAAAUAUUGCAUGAGACAUACUUGUACUAAAGAAGUGCUACACUUCAGCCCCAAACGAAACACCUCACCAGACGUGAUAACGAUGUUGUCAGGUCAUCCUUUAUCCCUGAGCUUAUUUUAAGUCAGUGAGUAUUAGAUAACUAACAAGAAAAAUAUAAAUUCCAACAAAUAUGGUGAAAUCAAACCAGAUGUUGUAUGAGACCUACUUCUACUAAAAAAUGACUCGUUAUUUAAAUGAAAUUCAAAUUUAACUGGGUGUCCUAUAUUUUUAUUUGCUACAACUGGCAACCCUAGUCCUGAGCAAAAGAAUCCAAUAGCCAUUUGAAGGACAAGAACAGUGAUGUUCCCACUAUGUCCCUAAAAUGACAGCCCUUAGGGUAGCCCUUGAUGAAAUAGAUGGAAUCAUCAAGUAUAUUUGACUUCCUGAGCCCAUUGGUUUACCCGAAUCCAGAUUACCUGGUUUACCUGAAUCCAGAUUACCUUCUGGGUUCUAGAGGGAGGACGAGUGACUUAAUCAGCAAGUUCUGGACUCUGGCUGUGUCUUACAUGUGUGCUUUAAGUGGUGAAAAGUCGUUGGGGAAGCACUGAACCACAGAGAGAGAAAAGUCUAGAGGCUACCUCUGGCAGCACUACUUCGCACUGCAUCAGAUUGGAGUUGAGCAGUGCUGCUACACAAGAGUUCUGGUUUAAAGUCAGAAAACUCAGGGAGUAGCUUGCUCAAAGAAAAUCCAAGGUUCACAUCUUGUCUUCUGCUAGCCAUUCUGCCCUUGGGAUUGACUUGGAUUCAUCUCAGCCUGUGCAUGUUGGGGAGAAGCACUGUGCUUCAGCCCAAAACUAAGUACCUCAGAAGAGGCAAUAAUGGUGUUUUCAUGUCCUCCCUUAUUCCUCUUCUACCUGGGCUUAUGUUAAGCCUUUGAGGAUUGAAUAAUUAACAAGAAAAAUAUAAAUUGUCAACAGUAUGGUGAAGUCAGGCCAAGGCAAGAAUGUGAAAUGAAUUAAUGUUAACAAGGUAGGCUUAAUUUUCUUCCCUCAGUCCUGGUUUUUGUGCUUGCCGUGAGUCUAAUGGAGUCCCAGAUGAACCAUGCCAAUGCCUGGGCAGUUGUAACAAAACAAGAGGAGAUAAAGAGGGAUGAAAUCAUCCAUGGAAGCAGGAAGCAAUGAACCACGUAAAGAAAGUGAAACAUCAUCAACGAUAAGCCUUAGUAGCAAUUUACUCAGGUUUGGGAACUUUUUGUUCUGAAGGUUUUCAAUAGGUUUUCCUAGUUUUCUGCAGCUUCCUUCACUCAAUAGAUUAAAAAAAAGACAGAAUUAUGCAGUCAUUACUGCCCACAUACUCAGGUCUUUAUUGCAUCACAGAGAUUAGAUGUGGGUGGAAAGAGUGGGAAUAGGCAACAGAGAUGGAAAUUUGAAAAGCCCUUAAUGUUUGCUUUUGCUUGAGAAUUUUGUAUUAUUUUGGUCUUUGCCAUCAUCUGGUAUUGGCCUGAGAGACUGAGCUUCUGCACUGUUGUUCUGAGAAACCACAGUUGCUGCUGAGCAAAAUGAUUAUGAGAAGGUAAAGUGGAGAUGUAACCCUAGAAAUCUGAUUCCCUGCUGUCAAGUUAUCUUUCUCUAGGGAGCAAAGGAUUCUUCUGAUUCUCGAUAGAGAACUUAACGUGGUUGGAGAUUUGUCAUUCUCUCUUCCAUAUCAAGACAAAGUGAAUUGUUAUGUAUCCAGUAUUUGGGAUAGAAAUUGCUGGAGACACAGUCUUAAGCACAGGUGGUGAGUGAUAGGCCUAAUAUAUUUCAUUUGCGUACAAAUUUGUGUGAGCAGAGCUAAUUUGGUCCAUAAUACAUCACAAAUAGAUAUGGAAAAAGCUUUAUUAGAACAUAGUUAUGGCAUAUUUCCCUUUUAAGGAACUGUAAGCAUCAAAUGACUUAUCCUAGGCAACAAAUUUGCAGAAUAAUUAAAUAACUAUUUUCAAGAAUUCUGGAAGUUACUGUAUGAAAAAUCGUAACCAAUUACUUUUCACUUUCUUGGAGGACUGAAGAAAAAACAAUUCAAAUUUUAGAAUGGGUUGUGAAAUCUCUCUCAUUAGCAUUUAUAGCAGAAGACUUCCCCAAGAGUAAUCUUCCCCAAGUGUUUGAGAAAGGUAGGAAGGCGACUCGGCAGUACCAAUCAAGGAGCCUAGGACAAUGUAGUUUUCAGGAAGAUUCACAAGUUUUGGAGGUCAAAGAAACCUACUGGUCUCUAACUAGAAAGAUUCUCGGGGCCUUUUUAUGCUAUGGUUCAGAGAUUCUUCCAACUCAGGCAUUUCCAAGCGAGGCUGCAUUAUCAAACCCAAACCCCAGUGGUUCACCCAGCAACAUUAUUCACGAGCUCCCCCAUCUUUCUCACCCUCUCCUGAAUGCUGGCUGACCACUUGGGGGUAAGGAAAACAGGAAGACUGAAAUAAGAUCUCCCAUUAGCAGCCAUUAGGAGCUCAACAUUCAUAGCUCAGCAGCCACUGAAAUAGAUUUUUCAUAAAUUUCCUGAGUAGACUUGUGGAACACAAGAUAAAGAGCAGUUAUUUUGCUCCCUCUUUUUCAGAGGCAUAAAUAACUUCCUUUGGCCACAAAGGUUUAGAGUUAGGAAUGGAACAAAGAUCACCUAGUCCAGAGACAGUAACAUGAGCUCAGGUGGCUGCUUGGAAGUUAGCACUUGAAGAGGGUGACCGAGGACUAGAUUUCAGGGACACAGCAAACAAAUAUGGGUAUCAGCAUGGAAUACAGUAAAGAGUCUUUUUCUACAUUUUCUUGUGUUCCAUUUUGCUUCAGUCCACCAUUUUUUGAUGUCCCAUCUUUGAUUACAAUAGAAGGAUCUUAAGUCAUACAAAAAGAAUCCUGUGUUGUUAUUAGCCUAGAUAUAUUCAGGACUUCUUUCAGCCCUAAUGACUCCAACGUGGGUAACAUUUACCAUGGUCGUUUCCUAAUCAUUCUGUUCAGAGUAAGACUCACAGGGGCCAAAGAGCAGUUAUGUAGACACUGCCUUGAUGAAUAUGGGAAUACCGUGGGGAAAGUGUGGAAAGAGGAGGCAUUUCAUGGAAAGAGACUGCCUUUUGAUAUGAUUAGCACAUUAAAAAAAGAUUGUUAAAAAAUAAAAGAAUCAAGUAUUAAAGCCCAAUGUAUUUAAUAAUUUUCAGAUUUAACCCAAUUCUACUUUACUGAUUUUUCUUAUAAUAAUACACAUUAGCCAGGUGAUCAAUAUUAACCAUAAAUACCCACACAGUGUCCUCCUCUCUCUCUUUCUCUCCCUCUCUCCCUCUCUCUUUCUUUCAAACACACACACACACACACACACACUGUGCUUGUGUAUAUUAAAGUGGAGACUGAAUGGUCAGUGAGUUUGUGGACAGUAUAAUACUUGUUAUUCUUCUUUCUGAGAGGCAAGAAACAAAGAAAUUCCAAAGCUUAGAUCAUGUGAGGGAACUCUUUCUGGCUCCCACUAAAUAUGUCGUCCAGUUCUCAAAACGCACAGGCUAAAGUAAACUUAGACUCUUAUCCAAAGUCUUUGCUGAGAAAACAAAGGAAUUAGGUUUUCCCUAAAGAUUUUCUUAAACCGGUCUGAUUUGUUUCUUUCCAUCCAGGCAUAUUAAAGACAGUAAGAGAAAUUUAGUCUUGGGAAUUACUAUUUUAAACAAAGGCCAAAAACAGUGGUGUCUAUUUUUAAAGCCUCCUGAUUCCUCUCCAGUAACCAAGUGCAAGGUAAUUUGAAUUCUGUUUCCAGCAACUACAGUUAACUUGAUUUCACACUACAGUUCAGCAUUCUGUCCUUUAUACUUGAUUUCUAUGAUAUUAAGUAUACACAACAUUUCCUUUCCUUUUAACCCGGUUUCCACUUACAGUUUUCUGUGUGUUUGAGCUCUGUACUGUGGCCUGCCUGAACUCAUGGAAAACUGACGACACUGAAAGAGAAUUGUUGUAGUUAAGCUUCCCUGAUGGCACUUUUUAAAAACAGCAGUGGAAAAAAAUAACAGGGCACUAGUCAGAUGUGAUUUUUGGCAGAUACUUCACUCAAGCUGCUCAGGGUAUCCCCAGAAAUUAUAAACCCUCAAAGGUGUUCAGGGUACAGUAAAUAAAGCAAGAUACAAUUAUUUUAAUGUUCAUCCUAUCGAUUCAGUUCUCUCCUCUGCAAGUUUUUAGUGACAUGGAUUUCGAUCUAAGUGAAAGGUCAACUUUGAAGUAAGUGUAAAGAUAUUUACAGGAAAUGAAGCAGAAAGUGGGCUUUCACGCAUCUUGAAAUGUCUCUAUUGUUCAGGAGAAGAUGAACUGUGUCAUCAGCCAAAAGAAAAACAGAUGCCCACCUUCAUAUAUUAAAGUUAAAUAAAUACCUACCUACCGUACCAGAAGUAUGCUAUUAACUCUGAAAUUUGAAAUUCACCAAAGUCUGUUUUCCCCAGCUUUGCAUGUGAAAGCAGGAAAUAAACAACUGUGAAUUCAGGUUCUAAGUAAAUAUGUAGCAGUUGUAGUUUGGGGGGAGAUGUAGGAGACUGCCAAGAUGAGAUAAUCAUAGUGGGGUUUUUUUCCAACAUGGGAUGCUAACUAGACAUUUGUGAUAACUACAUAAUCAACAACAUCUUUAAAUAUUUAAUUUCUUGUCAGUUGUUAUCUAAAUUGACUUCAACUCAUGUUUAUGUAAGUGUGUACGUAUUACAUAUAUACAUGUAACUAGAUCUGUCAGAGGAAAGCGGCAAAUUGAAGCAAUUACGUGGCUCAUUCUGCAGGGGAAAAAAGGAGGAGAGGAGAAACCUGUUGUUAAGGACAAGGAAUAUUUAGAAAAUUGUAACUUACCUUAUAGAUUUUUAUUUAGGUAUAGUUUGGACUUCCUCAAAUGAUAUGUCCUCCUAUUAGUCUUGGUAGACUUAUACCAAGGUCAGAAAAUUGAUUUCCUGAACGUGUUUAGAUGGUCACAUAUAAGUGAGUUUGCUGCCAUCUUAGUGCAGGACUACUUGGUUCUAUGUUGGUCUUCACUGAAUGGGAUUAGGUACCAGUUUUUUAGUUCAACAAAUAUCUACUAAGUAUCUACUGUGUCCCAGACCCUUAGCUAAGUGCAGAGGGUACACAGUUCAUUUCAAUGUAACCUAUAAGAUGUCUUGUUGUUAAAAUGAUCCCCUGGUCUGAUGCCCAAAGUGAUAACAGAAAGGUAAAAUGCAAUACAAGACUUCUGGCUUACACCUUCCAUUGCCUCACACCAGGGUCUCCUGAGAUUGGGUGAGCAUGGCAAGUUAAAUUUGGCCAAAAGACCAGAGGCAGGUGAUUCUCCAAGGUCCAUUGGCAAAGGAAGGCCAGGAAAACACGGCCACCAUGGUAGUUGAACACUCAAGCAUUAGGAUCAGGAAGACUUGGGUUACAACACAUGCAUCCUUCAUCUCUUCUUCCCCAGCCCUGGACACCAUAGAAGGAGACUCAUAUCUUUCAGAGGAUGGAUGCUCUCAUUCAGAGAUGCAUGUCAGUAUCAGGAGUUAAGAGCACCACCAUGAGCAGCGAACCAGAAGAAUCACUCCUCCAGAGAUAGAAGAGAACAUGCCAAUUCUCAGUUAGGAAAUAAAAAUACAUGCGUUAUAAGAAAAGCUGAACUUUACUUUAAGCAAGUACUCGUUUACCUGUCUAUCCCCAGCACAAAAAUACUGCAUAAUCAUUACGACAUUUAAAAAAAUAAAGAAGACCUGGAUUAGAACCUCACUUCUGCCACCUACUAGUUGAGUGAACUUGAGAAAAUUACUUAAUGUCUCUAAGGAUCACUUUCUUCCUCUGUAAAGGUGCAAUAAUAAUAAGACCUAACUCAUAGGUUUGGUGUGAAGAUGAAAUGAGAUAGUGUAUGUAAAUUUUUGGUGCGAUAUCUGGCAGUGGGUAAAUGUUCAGUAAGUGCCAAAUAUUCUUCUCAUCCCUACUUCUGCUAUAGCUGGGCAACCUGACGAGCUGCAGGCACUGUGGACCUAAUGUCCUGCACAUGCCUGAAACUCAACUUUUAGAAGGAAGCCCUACUGUUUAUUCGAAUACGUGCUAUAGUGGCAAAUAAGGAAAUAGCAGUCAGUGGUAUUUGUGACUUUCCAUGGUAACCAUUUCUAUUUACUCCUCUUAGCUGGAGGAAAUAAAGCAAUACCGGCUGAAUUAGUUGGAACAUGCCAUUCACUUUUUACCACAAUGUGCUCCAGGGUUCCUUGAAAAGAAAACAGGUAGUUAACCUGUCUCCUGCCAACAGCAAGAGGCCCAAUGGCUUUGUCGACAACUCAUUCCUGGAUAUGAAAAGAAUCCGUGUUGGGGAGAAUCUCUCUGCAGGACAAGGGGGCCUCCAAGUAAAUAAUGGACAAAGUCAGGUUAUGUCGGGGACCUUGCCCAUAAGCCAAGCACCCCUGAGAAAGCCUAACACUCUGCCUCCACAUGCGCAUUCUCCGGGCAGUGGUAUGUUUAACAUGGGCCUAAAGGAGGUGAAGAAGGAACCAGGAGAGACUCUGUCUUGCAGUAAGCACAUGGAUGGCCAAAUGACCCAGGAGAAUAUUUUUUCUAAUAGGUAUGGAGAUGACUCUGGAGAGCAGCUGAUGGAUCCUGAGCUGCAGGAACUGUUCAAUGAACUGACCAACAUAUCUGUGCCUCCCAUGAGUGACCUUGAGCUGGAGAACAUGAUCAAUGCCACCAUAAAGCAGGAUGACCCAUUUAACAUUGACUUGGGUCAGCAAAGCCAGAGGAGCACUCCCAGGCCCACCUUGUCUAUGGAGAAGACAGUGAUCAAAAGUGAAUACUCACCCGGCCUGACCCAGGGCCCCUCGGGCUCUCCCCAGUUGAGGCCCCCAUCAGCUGGGCCUGCAUUCUCUAUGGCCAACUCUGCCCUUCCCACUUCAUCCCCAAUCCCUUCAGUCCCUCAGAGCCAGGCUCAGCCUCAGACAGCCUCAGGAGCAAGCCGAGCCCUGCCGAGCUGGCAGGAAGUAUCCCACGCCCAACAGCUCAAACAGAUAGCUGCCAAUCGUCAGCAGCAUGCCCGGAUGCAACAGCACCAGCCUACCAACUGGUCAGCCUUGCCCUCUUCUGCUGGGCCAUCCCCAGGCCCAUUUGGGCAGGAAAAAAUCCCCAGCCCUUCUUUUGGUCAGCAGCCAUUCAGCCCACAGAGCUCCCCCAUGCCUGGGAUAGCUGGCAGCAGCAGCCAGUCAAAAGUAAUGGCUAACUACAUGUACAAGGCCAGCCCCUCGGCCCAGGGAGGACACCUGGAUGUACUCAUGCAGCAAAAGCCUCAGGAUCUCAGUCGAAGUUUUAUUAAUAACCCGCACACAGCCUUGGAGCCCCGUCAUGGCAACACCAAGCCUUUGUUCCAUUUUAACUCAGAUCAAGCAAGCCAACAGAUGCCUUCUGUUUUGCCUUCCCAGAACAAGCCUUCUCUCCUCCACUACACCCAACAGCAGCAGCAGCAGCAGGGCUCAAUUUCAGCUCAACAACAACAACAGCAGCAGCAGCAGCAACAGCAGCAGCAGCAGCAGCAGCAGCAACAGCAGCAGCAGCAACAACAACAGCAGCAGCAACAGCAGCAGCAACAACAGCCACAGCAGCCAACAUCCCAGCCCACACAACCUCUAUCAAGUCAGCCUUUGCUAAGAUCACCCUUGCCACUUCAGCAAAAGAUCCUGCUUCAGAAAAUGCAGAAUCCACCCAUCACAGGACUGGGGUAUCAAGUCUCCCAACAACACAGACAGGAUCAACACUCUGUGGUAGGCCAGAACACAGGCCCCAGUCCAAGUCCCAACUCCUGCUCAAAUCCAAACACUGGAAGUGGUUAUAUGAACUCCCAGCAAUCACUGUUGAAUCAGCAAUUGAUGGGAAAGAAACAGACUCUACAGAGGCAGAUCAUGGAGCAGAAACAGCAACUUCUCCUUCAGCAGCAGAUGCUGGCUGAUGCGGAGAAAAUUGCUCCACAAGAUCAGAUAAACAGACAUUUGACAAGGCCGCCCCCAGAUUAUAAAGACCAAAGAAGAAAUGUGGGCAAUAUGCAACCAGCUGCUCAGUAUUCUGGUGGCUCAUCAACAGUGAAUUUAAACUCUAACCAGGCUUUGGCAAACCCAGUUUCAACACAGACCAUUUUAACUCCAAAUUCCAGCCUCAUGUCUACUUCCCAUGGGACAAGAAUGUCAUCAUUAUCCACAGCAGUUCAGAACAUAGGGAUGUAUGGAAAUCUACCUUGCAAUCAACCUGGCACAUACAGCGUCCCUUCAGGAAUGAAUCAGUUGACCCAACAGAGAAACCCAAACCAACUGAUAGCAAAUCAAAACAGCCCUCUGAUGCCACGGCUGCCUACCUUAGGGCCAACUAAUAACAAUAAUGUGGCCACUUUUGGAGCUGGACCUGUUGGCAAUUCGCAACAAUUGAGACCAAAUUUAACCCACAGUAUGGCGAGCAUGCCAGCACAGAGAGCGUCGAACGUAAUGAUCACAGCCAACACAACAGCACCAAACUGGGCCUCUCAAGAAGCAACAACCAAACAGCAGGAAUCCCUAAAGUCCACAGGAGUCCGCUUCCCCACAGGUACACCUGCAGCCUAUACUCCAAACCAGUCAUUGCAACAGGCAGUAGGUAGCCAGCAAUUUUCCCAGAGGGCAGUGGCUCCUCCUAACCAGUUAACACCAGCAGUGCAAAUGAGACCCAUGAACCAAAUGAGCCAAACAUUAAAUGGACAAAACAUGGGUCCACUCAGAAGUCUGAAUCUCAGACCCAAUCAGCUAAGCACACAGAUUUUGCCUAAUUUGAACCAGUCAGGAACAGGAUUGAGUCAGGCAAGGACAGGCAUAAGCCAGCCACCAUCCCUGACACCCAGCAAUUUUCCUUCACCCAACCAAAGUUCCAGGGCUUUUCAAGGAACUGACCAUGGCAAUGACUUAGCUUUUGACUUUCUCAACCAACAGACUGAUAGUAUGGGCCCUGCCCUAAACAGUGAUGCUGAUUUCAUUGAUUCUUUAUUGAAGACAGAGCCUGGUAAUGAUGACUGGAUGAAAGACAUCAAUCUUGAUGAAAUCUUGGGGAACAACUCCUAAAGGAGAAAAGGGAGACAAUUCACAAACUCCAAGCACUAAAAAGCAGUAUUCUCCAAGGACUCUGUAAAGGCCAAACUGUUGACUUUUAGUUGGACUACAUGAAGAUACCUUGGCUUAAUAAUGAAAAGCAGAAAGUAACUGUAGUGGUGAACAUUUUGGUCCAAAUGCUCAUUUUAAAUCUCAAUCCUGAAAGUAAGACAUGGGGAUCGCUUUUCCCUGUCUAAACUCCAGGACACAGUAUCCAGUUUAUCCAAACAGAACUGUGAUGUUGAUGUGUAAUUAGUUGUGUAAAAUAGGCAUCCCAAGUUCCUUUUCUCCCUGAAAGAAAAGUAAUAGAACUUGUAGCUUGUUUAAACCCCAUGUCACAUGGAGGUACUAGUUCCAAGCCACAAGCAACAAAUUCCUUAAUUUGCUCUAAUAGAUAUAAGUAUGGUUUUCUCUUUUCAUUUAGUUUUCCUAAAACUUCCAGCGUAGAUUGAAAUGUUAUAGGUUUGUUUGGAGUAACCAAACAGCGUCCUAAGUAAACAAAAGCUGGAGAACCUAGAGAACAUCCGGUGGAUUCUAGAAUUUUUUCCCCAAUUCACUCCUCACUUUUCCAGUUUUCCCACAUGUCCUGUACUUCAGCAAGAUGCUGUGUCUAGUGAUGAAACAAGAAUGCAGAGCUGUCCAGUUUUAUUUGGUCUUCCGCAAUCAAUUUCUGAAUCCAUUUCCAACUCUUAGAUACAACCAUGACCUGUCCUAACCAUACUGAAAAAUUAGUGCACACCUGUCUGCAUCAGAUUUUACUAUUUAAAAAAAAACACCCUGUUGGUUGUUGCUCUAAAGGAGAUUUAUUUGGCCACAAAUAACUUGGGGUAUUGCUUAUUGUGAUGAUGCCUGCUGGUUAAUUCUGCGGCUGCGUGAAAUUGAGCCUAGUCCUUCCUGCUUAUUUUGAUGACCAGAGACUGAUUUGUAAGAAAAGGAAGUUUGGAGACCAAAACUGAGAUUAGAAGGUAUCACGUUUUGGUUGGAAAUAAGCAAAAGAUCAGGUCCAGACAUAGUGGGUCUGGGUGCCUACAACUCUAUUUCAUGGGGUUUGAAGGAAAGCAUAAGUGAGAGAGAAAACAGUCUGUCCUUAUUUAGACAUAUUACUUGGGUAAACAGCUAAAUAGAAUGUGAUCUGUUAGUAGCAGUCUAUUCAUUCUUCUGUCCCUGAUGUGAUGAAUCAUUGCCACAUGCUAAAUGGACCCUUCAUAUCCAGGUUUUCUCCCUCAGGGCUGAGCACUGUAUCAAAGAAAGAGUUUUUGUUGAGUCCUGUAACCUCAGUGCCCACAUACAAAUCAGCUGUAAAAUGGGGAAGAUGUGUGCUGAUUUGGGAUGGAUGCAAAACAUCACUAUUAUUUUCCUCAUUGGAGGAACACAGGUUAUCUUCAGCCUUUUUAGUUAUACACUCACAUAUUCAACUAUCAAAUGUAAUUUAACUGAAGUCAUUUAAUAACUAAAUCUUUAAAUAUCUGUUCUAAAAAGAAUACAUUUUGAAAGUUCUGCAAAGCCCUCUCCCAAUCUUUAAAAUGUCUAGAAGCACUCUCUUUCUUUUACACAAUACCAACAGCACUGGCCCAGAAUCUUUUCUGUGCUAGGUUGUAAAUAUAAAUAAAUUACUUGUUUUGUAAACUUUUGUAAAGAAUAUUUUGGUAGAAAUACUUAAAACAUAUUCUUUGGGUUAUAUUUAUACAUAUGUGAAAUAAAUAUACUAUCAAAAGGUUAUAUUUUAUACAAAAAGUAAAUUGUUACCUUUUGUAUGCUAAUAUACAAAGUUUUGUAUAAUAUGAUGGUUUAUUUUUAGCUCUACACUUAAACCAUUGGAGGUCAAGUGGGAACUUUUGAAAACUAUCAAGAGGCUUGUUAGACAAAUUUAUACUCUGAAAUCUCAGUAAGAAAGCAUUCCAGGUUUCAAUCCUUUCCUUUUUUUUUUCCCUGCUCCCAAAUUCUUUUUUAAGCCCACAGUUCUUGUGUCGUUUGAUUAUUCUGCUGUGCACAUUGUAUUGGUCCUUGUUGCAUGUGGUCUACUGCGUGUUUUCCCAUUUUAUAAAACAGUGUUUCUCCAUGCAAAAAAGUAAGGAAAAAAUUAUGUACAUAUAAACACUUUUAUUUUCUGGCUCUUCCAUGUUAUUGUAUAUAUCUGCCAGCACGUCCCAGUUACACUCCUGUGAUUCAGCUUAUUUUUACCCUAACAUAAAUAGUAUGUUUUGUAGUAGCUAUCAAACUUAAGGGAUAAAGCAAUCAGAAUGUUUGGAUUUUCUUCUAUCUUAAUGUGAAUUUCAUAAUUAAUGUCUAUUUAUUCAGCUAUUCAUUAAAAUACAGGAUUCUUUGGAAAAAAUGGUGUAGUCUAUAGUUUCUGUUUGUUGGCAGCCUAUUACCAAAGAUGACGUAAUUUUCCUGAAAGCUGAGAUAAUGACAAUUUGAUGACAUAUGUAGCCAAAAACUUUAGAUUUACAACUAAAAGCUAUUGGAAUACAAUCUCCCAUUUAUAGAAAUACAAGACUACUUAAUUGUUGGCAUUGUUUAUCAUUCUGACAUAUUAUACAGGAGGUAGAAAUAAUUUUUCUUUUUUUUAAUUCAAAGACUAGAAAACAAUUUAAGCAAAUAAUUCAUUCUUGGCUUUGUGUUAAGACCAAUGAAGAUAAAUAACUCUGCUCUAAGUGAGUGCACUAAUAUUCCUUUCAUUACUGUAACUGUACCCAUAACUGUAAAGAUUUCAACUUGUAAAACAAGUAUUUUGUAUUGUGUGUAAUUCCAUGUGUUAAAAAAAUAGUUUAAAAAAAUUCAGAAGUGG
Messenger RNA from Equus caballus (horse), 15684 nucleotides. Lineage: Eukaryota; Metazoa; Chordata; Mammalia; Perissodactyla; Equidae. The record is from RefSeq and is a predicted model, not a curated record.